GAAUUGUUAGAAUCUUUAUGAAACGUACCACUGAAGAUGAAGUUGAAAGAUUUGGCUUUUGUUAUUAUAUUAAUGAUCUUAGGAGAACUCUCUGCAGAAGAGAAACGCUGUGACUUUCCCACGGUAGAAAAUGGAAGGCUUGCCCAAUAUUACUAUACUUUUAAGAGUUUUUACUUCCCAAUGAGCAUAGACAAAAAGUUGCCAUUUUUCUGUUUGGCUGGCUACACAACUGAAAGUGGGAAACAAGAAGAGCAAAGCAGAUGUACAGCAGAGGGCUGGUCUCCAGAACCAAGGUGCUUCAGAAAAUGCACUAAGCCUGACCUAACAAAUGGCUAUGUCUCUGAUGUAAAAUUCUUGUAUAAAAUUAAAGAGAAUAUGCGUUAUGGUUGUGCUUCUGGAUAUAAAACCACUGGAGGGAAGGAUGAAGAAGUGGUGCAGUGUCUUUCUGAUGGAUGGUCUUCUCAGCCAACCUGUAGAAAGGAGCAUGAAACAUGUUUGGCCCCUGAAUUACAUAAUGGAAAUUAUUCCACAACACAGAAAACAUUCAAAGUGAAGGAUAAAGUGCAAUAUGAAUGUGCUGCUGGCUACUACACAGCUGGAGGAAAGCAUGCAGAGGAGGUGGAAUGCCACACAUAUGGAUGGUCUCUCACACCAAAGUGCACCAAAUUGCAGUGCUCUUCUUUAAGAUUAAUUGAGAAUGGCUAUUUUCAUCCUAUAAAGCAAACCUAUGAAGAAGGAGAUGUGGUUCAGUUUUUCUGUCAUGAAAAUUAUUAUCUAAGUGGACCCGACCUAAUUCAGUGCUAUAACUUUGGUUGGUACCCAGAAUCUCCUGUAUGUGAAGGAAGAAGACAUCGAUGUCCUCCUCCACCUCUGCCCCUAAACUCCAAAACUGAAAAGUAUGCAACAGCUUAUCGUCAUGGAGAAAUAGUUCGUAUACAAUGUGAACUUAAUUUUCUGAUUCAGGGGUCAGAAGAAAUACGCUGUGAAAAUGGAAAGUGGACAGAACCUCCAAAAUGCAUUGAAGAAAAGGAGAAGAGGGUCUGUGAGGAACCACCCUUCGUGGAGAAUGGUGCAGCAAACCUACAUUCUAAGAUUUAUUACAGUGGGGAUAAAGUGACAUACAGAUGUGACAGAGGCUACCAUAUCCGUGGAUCAAAUGAGAUAGCUUGUAAUCGUGGAAAAUGGACAAUUCCCCCUGAGUGUGUUGAAAAUAAUGAGAAUUGUAGGCCUCCACCUAAUAUAACAAAUGGGGCUGUGGUUGGUGUGUUAUUGCCAAGCUACACAACAGAAUCCUCAGUGGAGUAUAGAUGCAAUGAAUAUUACUUAUUGAGGGGAUCAAAAAUAUCUCAUUGUGAACAAGGAAGAUGGUCAUCCCCACCUGUUUGCCUGGAGCCAUGCACCGUGAAUGCGGAUAACAUGAACAGAAAUAACAUAGAAAUGAAGUGGGCCUAUGAAGGAAAAAUCUUGCAUGGAGAUUUAAUAGAUUUUGUAUGCAAACAAGGAUAUGAUUUGCCUCCAUCAACCCUGUCUGGGUUGUCUGUGCAGUGCAAUCGGGGAGAAGUGAAAUAUCCUUUAUGUGUUAGAAAAGAAUCUAAAGGAAUGUGUUCAUCUCCUCCACUUAUUAAAAAUGGAGUGCUUAUUAGUUCAGCAGGAGGCAUCUAUGAGAAUGGUUCUUCAAUAGAAUACAGAUGUUUUGAUCACCAUUUCCUGCAAGGACCUAGGGAGGCCUAUUGUGUAGAGGGAGUAUGGACUACACCACCAUUGUGCUUAGAACCUUGCACAUUAUCUUUUGUUGAAAUGGAAAGGAAUAAUUUACUCUUGAAGUGGGAUUUUGAUAAUAGACCACACAUUUUCCAUGGAGAGUAUAUUGAAUUUCUUUGCAGAAGGGACACUUACAUAGCUGAAGCAUCAUCUGUUAUUGUCUCUGAACUUAGAGUACAGUGUGACAGAGGGCAGUUGAAGUAUCCAAGGUGUAUUCCAAGAGACAGGAUUCUGUCUUAUCAAGAACCCUUAAGGACAUGAAAAUGAAUGGCAGAAAAAAGAACAGGAUUUCAACACAUCAUAAAAAUCUCUUUUAAAAUAAGCUUUAGAAAGUAUAUAUUAAAAAGUCUUAAAUAUUGA
Messenger RNA from Ictidomys tridecemlineatus (thirteen-lined ground squirrel), 2121 nucleotides. It is a transcript of the gene F13b, whose product is annotated as coagulation factor XIII B chain. Lineage: Eukaryota; Metazoa; Chordata; Mammalia; Rodentia; Sciuridae. Gene Ontology annotation, biological process: blood coagulation. The record is from RefSeq and is a predicted model, not a curated record.